UCUAUUAUUAAGCUUAAAUGUUAAAAUGUAAUAUUGUCGAUGAAGGGCCGAAGGAAGGGUUCUUACAGCUGCCGUGCCAAUUUCCCGCCGCCCUGCCCCAUUUACUUGGCGUUCAGUUCCAGACGCUAGAUGAUAUCUCCUGUUCCGCCAAUUUAGAGUUGGAGCUCCGGUCCCAAAGAUUCCCUCUGCUAUCAGACGGCUUCACAGUCUGUGCAGGUUUGUCUAUUAGCUUCAACGUACGCGUUGGAGUAUCGAGAUGCAGAGCGGCGCUGAUUGAUCUCAUAUCGCGCGAAGGGGGUUUGCCCCAAGUAGGUGGAGAAGAAGGAGAAUGGAUAGGGAGAAGCGAGCAGUUAGUGGGGAAGGAGCUGUGGACGGGCGCUCGUUUUUGUGCUGGCUAGAGCGGAGAUCGUUCGGGCCAUUACAGGUUCGUUACUCUUUUUCUCUAAAAAAUGUGUGUUUUGGAAUGCUAGGAAAUUGUGAGGAGAUUAGGAGAUUGCAAAAGAUAUAAUUUUAAAAUUGAAGGUUGGUGGAGAUGCCGAUCUAAUGCUCAAGUGCAUGAGACCUUAGCUUUAAUAACUAUACGAAGGGCUUUUAUCAUUUCUGCUUAUGUGUAACUUGAGAAUACCAGCUGUCGUGCUUGACACGAAGGGCGUAGAGAACACUAAGCCCUUUUUAAUGUGUUUGCAAGAGUAAUGGUUGAUUGAUGAUUGGUAUACCUCUUGUCUUGAUCAAAGUGCAUGGUUAUGCCAUUGUGAAACUGCUUUAUGUUGGAAUUAUGAAUUUGAUAAUGAAUGUGAGUUCGAUUAAGGGUCUGUAUGGGGUGGUUAUAGCUGUCUAUAAAGCUAAUUGUGAAACUGCUAUAUGAGAAGCUAGUAUUUGAAAUUAUCAUGUCUUUUUUUAAUAUAAAUGAUAAAAUAUACAAUUUUGGUUUAAGGUGCAGAAUUCAGUUGCAAUGCUAGAACAGAGGAUGACGAGCUUGUUUACAAAAAGUUGUUCUAGAUAGAUAACUUUUCUGAAACACUAUUGAGAAGUUGUUAGCCAAAUCCUAGAAUGGUUGCAUUUUUAAAAGCAAUGUUAGCAGAUAGUUGCCCCAAAUAAAUCCUGGAUCAAAUAUAAUUGCUCACAUUUGGUCUUUCCUAGAGCA
Messenger RNA from Dendrobium catenatum, 1144 nucleotides. RefSeq lists its product as uncharacterized. The transcript is spliced from 2 exons. The record is from RefSeq and is a predicted model, not a curated record. Bases 18 to 398 code for a protein of 126 amino acids. NCBI's taxonomy places the organism in Eukaryota, Viridiplantae, Streptophyta, Magnoliopsida, Asparagales, Orchidaceae.